ACACAUUCAUUUUCCUGUUCAAACGGGGCGAAUUGGUGUUGUGCCUGUGCCUUGACUUAGCGAUUGGACUGAGCCUUGCUCCUCCCUUCCCUACUCGGAUAGGAGCCACAAGGAUCUGGAGCUCGGGCUUCCAAAUUGCAGCUGGCCUGGGGCCAGCCCGGCAUCUCCUGCAGAGGGAUCAGCCUGCUCGAUCUGCAAGCAUGAUGUGGGGGACCAAACUUCUACCGGUCCUGUUGCUGCAGCACGUCCUCCUGCACCUCCUCCUGCUUCCUGUCACCAUCCCCUAUGCAGAAGGGCAGAAGAAAAGAAGAAAUACACUCCAUGAAUUCAAAAAGUCAGCAAAGACUACUCUCACCAAGGAAGACCCAUUAUUGAAGAUAAAAAGCAAAAAAAUGAACUCGGCAGAUGAGUGUGCCAACAGAUGUAUCAGGAAUAAGGGCCUUCCAUUCACAUGCAAGGCCUUUGUUUUUGAUAAGACAAGAAAACGAUGCCACUGGUUCCCUUUCAAUAGUAUGUCAAGUGGAGUGAAAAAAGGGUUUGGCCAUGAAUUUGACCUCUAUGAAAACAAAGACUACAUUAGAAACUGCAUCAUUGGUAAAGGAAGCAGCUACAAGGGGACAGUAUCUAUCACCAAGAGUGGCAUCAAGUGUCAACCUUGGAGUUCCAUGAUCCCCCAUGAGCACAGCUUUUUGCCUUCGAGCUAUCGCGGUAAAGACCUACAGGAAAACUACUGUCGAAAUCCUCGAGGGGAAGAAGGGGGACCCUGGUGUUUCACAAGCAAUCCAGAGGUACGCUACGAAGUCUGUGACAUUCCUCAGUGUUCAGAAGUUGAAUGCAUGACCUGCAAUGGUGAAAGCUACCGGGGUCCCAUGGAUCACACAGAAUCAGGCAAGACCUGUCAGCGCUGGGAUCAUCAGACACCACACCGGCACAAAUUCUUGCCUGAAAGAUAUCCCGACAAGGGCUUUGAUGAUAAUUACUGCCGCAACCCUGAUGGCAAGCCCAGGCCGUGGUGCUACACUCUUGACCCUGACACCCCUUGGGAAUAUUGUUCAAUUAAAAUGUGCGCUCACAGUACUGUGAAUGAUACCGAUGUCCCUAUGGAAACCACCGAAUGCAUUCAAGGCCAAGGAGAAGGCUACAGGGGAACCAGCAAUACCAUUUGGAAUGGGAUUCCCUGCCAGCGCUGGGAUUCUCAGUACCCUCACCAGCAUGAUGUAACGCCUGAGAACUUCAAGUGCAAGGACCUUAGAGAAAAUUAUUGCCGCAAUCCAGAUGGGGCUGAAUCACCAUGGUGUUUUACCACUGAUCCAAACAUCCGAGUUGGCUACUGCUCGCAAAUUCCCAAGUGUGACGUGUCAAGUGGACAAGAUUGUUAUCGUGGCAAUGGGAAAAAUUACAUGGGCAACUUAUCCAAAACAAGGUCUGGACUUACAUGCUCGAUGUGGGACAAGAAUAUGGAGGAUUUACACCGUCAUAUUUUCUGGGAGCCAGAUGCAAGCAAAUUGAAUAAGAAUUAUUGCCGGAAUCCUGAUGAUGACGCCCAUGGACCUUGGUGCUACACGGGGAAUCCUCUUAUUCCUUGGGAUUAUUGCCCUAUUUCCCGUUGUGAAGGCGAUACCACACCUACGAUUGUCAAUUUGGACCAUCCUGUAAUAUCCUGUGCCAAAACAAAACAACUGAGAGUUGUAAAUGGCAUUCCAACACGAACAAACGUAGGAUGGAUGGUUAGUUUGAAAUACAGAAAUAAACAUAUCUGCGGAGGGUCCUUGAUAAAGGAAAGUUGGAUUCUUACAGCUAGGCAAUGUUUUCCUGCCAGAAACAAAGACUUGAAAGAUUAUGAAGCUUGGCUUGGAAUUCAUGAUGUCCAUGGCAGAGGCGAGGAGAAACGCAAACAGGUUCUCAACAUUUCCCAGCUGGUCUAUGGACCGGAAGGCUCAGAUCUGGUGUUGCUGAAGCUUGCUCGGCCUGCGGUCCUGGAUGACUUUGUCAGUACAAUUGAUUUACCGAAUUAUGGCUGCACAAUACCUGAAAAGACCACUUGCAGUGUUUAUGGCUGGGGCUACACUGGAUUGAUCAACUCGGAUGGUUUAUUACGAGUAGCACAUCUGUAUAUUAUGGGAAAUGAGAGAUGCCGUCAGCAUCAUCAAGGGAAGGUGACUCUAAGUGAGUCUGAACUGUGUGCUGGGGCUGAAAAGAUUGGAUCAGGACCAUGCGAGGGAGACUAUGGUGGCCCACUCAUUUGUGAACAACACAAAAUGAGAAUGGUUCUUGGUGUCAUUGUUCCUGGCCGUGGAUGUGCCAUCCCAAAUCGUCCUGGUAUUUUUGUCCGAGUAGCAUAUUAUGCAAAGUGGAUACACAAAGUAAUUUUGACAUACAAGUUGUAAUAGCCAUAGAAGAAGCCAAUGUUUUUGAAGCGUCCAUCAAUACAUGAGGAUUUCAGAGACUUCAAGAUUAAAGUGUCACCUAAACCAAUCCUAAAACAACUACUUGAGUGUUGUGAGUGUUCAGAUACUCAUUAAUAUAUAUGGGUGUUUUCUGAUGUUUUUUUUUGUCAGUGUUAUUUUGUAAAUGUUGAAGUAAAUUAAGGUACCUGUAAGUGCAGUAACAUAUCUCCUGAAGAUACUUGAAUGGAUUUUAAAAAAAUGCAAAAGUAUAGUUGCUAGAUGAUAAAAGAUUUAAAAGAAAAGGUUAAUCAUCCUACACUGCUUUCCAGGUUAAUAUCUUAAUGAUGAAUAAAUCAUAAGUUAAACAUUAUUUUAACCCUACCAAAAUCAUUUAUACCUUGUGUUUUUAACUUGUAACUCUGUAUUAAAUUAUAUUAUGCUUCAUAUGGCACAGGUUAUAAUUCAUUCAUUUUUUCACAACAUAUAACUUGUAAUAUCAACACACAAAUAUCCUUUUACAAAAACACAUGACUAUAACACCUGGCUGAGUACACAUACAGCAAUAUUACAAUUCAAAACAUGAUGUAACUAGUGUAAUCUCUAAAUAUUUUGGAUGUAUGUGUCUGUAUUUAUUCUAAAAUUUAAAAUAUUUGAAAGGCCAGUGGGAAUAUUCAGGAAGGGUACAAGGUAUAAAUGAUGACUCUGUGCAUAUCGUAUAUGAUCUCCACUGGAAAGUGUUUAAAGUCAGGAUAGGACCCAUAGGAUAAAAUAAUGACUAGCCUUGAUGUUUAUUUAUAUUUAUUAUCAUAGUUUUUGUGUGCAUUCUAAGUCCUAAAAAGCAGAAAGUAAUAUGUGUAUUUGUAUUAUUUCUUUCCUCCAAAUCUGGGCUACUUAUUUAUGUAUUCAGUUUUCAAAUGUGUCUUAAUGAAGAACUUUAAAGGUGUCUCUGUCUUCAAACAUGUAUUUAUAUGGGUUAAUAUUUAAAGUUGCUGCUGUGAUUGGCUCCUAGCUCACUCUUACUAAAUUUAAAAAAUAAUUUAUCAUAAAAAUAUCCAUGUUUGAAAAACUUUGUGGAUAUCCCUUCAAUAAAUUUUACUUUGAAAUAUUUUGGAGAAACAAAUGAAAAGAAAAUAUUUUUCUCAAUCUAAAAAUUCUUAGCCUUUGAGAAAUAGGAAAAAAUAUGAAGUGAAAAUUUUUUUCAAAAUUCUUUGUUUCAAUUACUUUUAAAAGUAUAAUUGAUUCUGAAAAAAAUCAGAUAUGAUAUAAAGACAGCAUCAUAUUAUCUCAUGUCUUUUAACAAAGCUCUUUGCUAAUGACAUGGAAUAUUCAUUUACAUUUUAUGAUAUAUGAUAACAUUAAAAUUAUACUUAUUAAUCUACUUGCCAUGACUAGUUGAGAGUUGUAUAUCCAGAAACAGGAUAUUAGAAAGUGAUCAGACAACUUCUAAGUUCUCAAUCUUCAUGUAUCAAUCAGGAUUAUUAAGAGUUACAACUUGAGUGUUGUGAAUUCAGUGUUCACAUUUUUGAGAUUGAAUUCUUUUAAAUUAUCUGCAGGCCAAAGAUUUAAUCAUUGCCCUAAUGCAUCCUCAUAACUUCAGGAAGUAAAUCCAGAAGUUCUUGCACAAGCUGUGGCAUAUGUGUAUGUGCGUGUAUGUGCAUGUAUAAACACAUACACAUGCAUAUAUGUUUGGGAAUAACUUAGGUACUGUGUUCAUAAUCAGUGGAUACGGAGAGAUCCAGUGAAUUGCCAGUCCAUAUCAUUUUACAAUCAUUGUAUUUUUCUUUCCCUUUUGUAACAACACAUCCUUUUAACAAAACAGAAAUAUCAAAGAUAUAUUAUUAAAAUAUUAAAGUGCUUUUAUAGCUUCUUACUGGAUUGUCUAAAUUUAACUGCUAUGUGUAGUGUAAAUUAUAUUGGUAUAGCUGUUAUGAUAAUUGCAAUAGUUUACCAUACUGACAUAUUACAGUACUUCUUUCAGUGUAUUUUUUUGUAAUUAUCCAUGAAAAGUGAAACAGAAUUUACCUAGAAUAAUAUGUAGUCGACUGUUCAGAUACUUUGGAAUCAGUGUUUCAAAUUGUAUUAAAAAGCAAACAAAUGUCAUUACAUCACCAAACAUAGCUUGUAAAGCAACUCUCCUCAUGAGGUUUUGUUUGCAAUUUGCAAAUUGGAUGGCAUUGACAGUGAAGAAGAGCAGUAGUAUCUUACUUGUUUGGAAAGGGUAUAGUUAACUUGUAAACAACACUAUGUAUGGGAUGUUUUUCUAUGAAUGAAUUUCAAAGGAAGAGAGAGGAAAAUUCAAGUUAUCUAAAAAUCUGCAUUAUAUUGUGUCAUGGACAAGAGGGCCAUUUAAAUUAUGAGCUUUCAAGGUUGGUUUUGUUUUGACUGAGUAACAGUUCCACGCUGUUACAAUUGUAGACAUUUUCUUAUGUCUGCAGGAAUAGAAGUGUAGAACUAAAAUGUUAGUCAUAUGCCUCUGCUGUGCAGAGGGGUGAUAAAUUUUUUGUAUAUUUCUUUAAUGUUAUUUUAAAUGUAAAGUAACUUUUACCAAUUUGCUGUGGGCAGGUCCUCAGUAUACUGGUUUCUAUCACGUUAGUCUCUACUAACAGGCUCUGGUUUGCUAUCUAAGUGUUUCAAUCUACAGGAAUGGGAAACACUGGAAGGCAAGAAAAAUAAAAAUAAUGGCAUGUAUUAACAAAGCUGUAUUUCACUUAUUACUGUGGAUAAUUUUUGCUAGUACCAAGGGUACUGUGCAGAGUGGAUGUUCCAGCUACAACGUUCCUGAAAAAAGCACUGUCAAGAACUGGGAGUCACUGUCAGGCAUUUUCUUUUCUUUUACAUUGACAUGUAAAACAAGCUUGUUUCUAACUUAAAUUUAAAAAAUGAAAAAAAAAGCAAACAAAAAAAAAGCUGGCUUUGUAACAUAGAGGAAAGGAAAUAGAAAGUAUCAAUACUAUCUCAUGCUAAGUAAAAGCAAACCUUAAAUUGAUUUACUGAAGUUCAAAAAUAACUAAUUCCAUUAACUGUAUGUAUAUAACCACUCAUUUACAUUUAUAGCAAACUCAUAAAAUAAAAGGAAUUUGGGUAAAGACAACAUAUUUGCCUUUUUAUAAUGAGUAAUUUGCAAUGAAUCACUUUUCAUAAUCAAGUCAACAAAAGAAUGUAUGUUUCAAAAUUCAACUGAAGUUUGUACCAAGAAUUUAUUAGAAAGAGCAAA
Messenger RNA from Cricetulus griseus (Chinese hamster), 5601 nucleotides. NCBI's taxonomy places the organism in Eukaryota, Metazoa, Chordata, Mammalia, Rodentia, Cricetidae. The record is from RefSeq and is a predicted model, not a curated record.